Pseudoliparis swirei is the source of this 971-nucleotide messenger RNA. RefSeq lists its product as uncharacterized. The record is from RefSeq and is a predicted model, not a curated record. NCBI's taxonomy places the organism in Eukaryota, Metazoa, Chordata, Actinopteri, Perciformes, Liparidae. The transcript has 5 exons. Bases 236 to 664 code for a protein of 142 amino acids.
UCUGCUACUCGCCUCUCUCUUUGCCCUCUCAUCUUGGAGUGUUUCAUCUCCAGGCGGAAGCACUGUUACCCAGUCCCAUGAUGUCUCUGUGGAGGAGGGGGGGGCGGUGGACAUCACCUGCUGCUGGACUCUGGAGUCUGACAGGUUUAGAGUUUAUUGGCUGAAAAAUCAAACAGAGAUUAAGAAUGAAAUUAUCAACUUGAAGAAUCACUCUCAUGGAUCUCUGCUGAAUGAGAUGACUGGCUGCUCAAACUUGACUUUUACGAAUGUCACGCCAGAGGAUUCAGGGAGAUACAUCUGCAGGGUGACAGAGGAGAUCCCAUCUUUAUCUACGACUGAAGGAGCUGGUACUGUCAUCACCGUUAGGACCAGAGACAACACAGCAGGAGGUCCCACCAGCAGUCUCCUGCAGUCUCCCAGGGUAAUUGCCCUGGCUGUGGGGGCCCCGUUGCUCCUUGUCGCCUUUGUGUGUUUCUGCUCUUGGCGACGGAGACAAGCGCGAGCCGGCAGUGUGAUCUACGAGGUUCCCCACAUCGACUCUGAGGAGGCAGAAAUGGACAAACACAGCACUAGCUCCUCCAGAGGUUCUUCCCAGUGGUGUCAGGUACCAGUGUAUGAAUCCUGCGAUUACUUUGAACGUGUGGAGACCAAAGAAAGUGAAUGAGGAUGUGCCGAGCGGGGACCUUCACUCAUCUUUCAGUAGUUUCUACUUUUCAACAUGUAUAUAAUGUACAUUCUUUGACUAACCUUCACCUGAAUUAUGCAUGUGUGAAUAUUGUGAUUUUAAACGAGUGUAAAUAUGUGUUUCUCUAAACUCUUUGUGGUCUAAGUUUGUUUAAAUAAUGACAAAGUGUGUGUGUGUAGAGAUGCAGGUUUCACAAUGACUUCAAAUCACACAGAGGACACAGAGUGGAAACUGUGCUACGAGUUCGGCGCAUUAAAAAGGUCAAAGACAGGAAGUGGAAACAGCU